UUCCUCUAAACUGAUUGGCUACGGUUUCUGCCUUUCAAAGCAGCGGCAUCGCCUCUUGUAGGGUCAUUUUUUCUGCGGUGUAAACGUUCAUUUAUACUAUUAAUACAGCGGCUUUGAGCACUAGUUAUACUCCCGAGGCAUGCCCCUGAUGGGGACUGGAAGCGGCCUUGUGAACAUCUAAAGCGGACACAGUGAAAUGCAUCCCCGGGACGCUGAACCUGCUCCAUCGCUCACACAAAGCCCGUGACGCAGGCCGUGUUUUUUUCCUCAGACAGCGCUGUGGUGAUGUCAAACAUGUCGGGGAAUCAUUAUAAAGGCCAGGAAGUCAGCUGCUGCAUUAAAUACUUCAUUUUUGGAUUUAACAUCUUGUUUUGGCUGCUGGGCAUGGCCUUAGUUGGAAUUGGACUUUGGGCAUGGAGUGAGAAGGGGGUUCUGUCCAACAUCUCAUCCAUCACAGACCUGGGGGGUCUGGACCCAGUCUGGCUUUUCAUGGUUGUUGGGGGGGUCAUGUUCAUUCUGGGCUUUGCCGGUUGUAUUGGAGCACUGAGGGAAAACACAUUUCUGCUUAAGUUUUUUUCUGUGUUUCUGGGAAUAAUCUUUUUCUUGGAGUUAACAACGGGAGUUCUGGCAUUUGUCUUUAAAGACUGGAUUAAAGACCAGCUCAAUCUGUUCAUCAAUAAUAACAUUCGCGCAUACCGAGAUGACAUCGAUCUACAGAACCUCAUUGAUUUCACUCAAGAAUAUUGGGAGUGCUGUGGUGCAUUUGGAGCAGAUGAUUGGAACCUGAACAUCUAUUUUAACUGUACUGAUGGGAAUCCCAGUCGGGAAAAGUGUGGCGUUCCUUUUUCCUGCUGCACUAAGGACCCAGCGGAGGAUGUGAUCAAUACGCAGUGUGGAUACGACGUUCGAGCUAAACCGGACUCGGAGCAGAAGGACUACAUCAAUGUGAAAGGGUGUGUGCCGCAGUUUGAGAAGUGGCUACAGGACAACCUCACUUUGGUGGCUGGGAUCUUCAUAGGAGUUGCACUGCUGCAGAUUUUUGGGAUUUGUUUGGCUCAGAACCUAGUGAGUGACAUUGAGGCUGUGCAGGCAAGCUGGGUGUCCCCCCCUCUUUCCAUCCAUCGACUCCCACCACAUUCCAGCAAGAAAGCAUCAGCUUACUACUCAUGAGACACGCAGACGCUGUAUGUGUAUAGCUGCUUCUUUACCUAAUCCUGAAACAGCAUUUCAACUCUUAACAGCCUUUGAACAGAUCUCCUUGAACACAACAUCAGGGAGCAUUCAGAGGAUGUCACGGAUCCCUUGCACCAUCGUGCUCACUGAACCAGCACCUUUUUUCAAGGCACUAAUGCAUGGGGAAAAUGUUCUGUAUAUACCACUCUGUGUAACUAUGGUAAAAAGAUAACUGUUGGAGAGGAUGGUUAAACUUGCACUACAUUCAGAUUGUCGCAGUGCGCCAGUUUUGAUAGCAAUGUGUAGAGAGUAUGAGUUUUGAUAUACCUUUUUGAUAUUAGAUCAGUAUUUUUCAAUGUGGAAAAUAAUGUUCCAUUGCUAAAUCCAUCAUACAGGACUGUGAAAUAUUGUAUAAAAGAAAUGGAGGUGUACUUUUUUUGGAGUUCAGUGUUUGCAUUGCCUCUCACUAUUUGUCCAGGACCCUGGCACAAGAGGGCCAAAAGUCGCAAUAGUUAGCAAGUAAUGACGCAUUCGCCAGUUUUGGACUGACAGCUGAAAGCUCAGUUUUCCCAUGACUGAAGGAGACAGGAUUUCACUAUGUAGCUCCAGUGUGCAAUGACCUUUGAGCACCAUGUUGUUUUGGGACUGGAGAUGCUCUUUGUUUUGGUACUAAUCAAAAUGCAUCUGUCACACAGUAAAAAAACAAAAACAAAAAACAGAAAAAAAAAACUGUCAAUUUAACUGAGGUUAAAUGUUGGGUCAGAUGACGCUCGAUUUAAAGACUUGUUCCACUUUUAGACCAUCCAUAUUAAAGCAAAGUUCCUUUACACUUGCUUGUGCUUACACAAUAUUUAACAUGUUAAAACUUGAAUAAAUUUGGAUUUGGAUCACAUGUUGUAAUCUUACUUUUUAGGCUAAUCAUUCCUCUUCUCCAUUUUGGCCGUGACGUGAUCCCUGCACAGUGUGGCUAGCCUUUAAAAAGAUGAAGCAAAUCUUCACUUGUGCCACACAAAAUACAUUCCAAGGUUAAUCUGAAUCCCAUACGGGGCUUUAACUCUUAGAUGAAUCAAGCAGUUAUGCGGGUAUUUUGUCCUGCCAGUAAUUGUACAUACUGUAUAACUGGAACCAUUGUUGUAGUGCUCAAGUCCAGGACUUGGACUUGAGCACUGAUGACACAGACAUGAGCAUUGACUGCAUUUGGACUCAGAAGUUGGAUAAGAGGAUGUGAUUUUUUUGUCUUUGUCUCUGUCUCAGGCUUUAAAAAUUUGGCAUAAGAUACUGAUAUUAAAACCUGUUCAUUCGCACUAUGCUGUAUCCGCACUAUCCACUUCUAUCAAGCGUUUUUCUAUAAAUGAUUAUAUAUGAAAUUGCCAAACAAUAUCAUGAUGCAAUACACAAGUGGUUCCGUUAACCAAAUAUUUUCUGUGUAUAAAAUUACUGUUCAUAUUUUCUUUCUAGAUAAGUUUUCAUGAAUUUGAAAGUGGAUAUCCCUGAGUGUUAAGGGUUUUUCUAGAAUGUUUUAAACCCUUUCAGAACAUUGAGUGGUGUAAAAACAGAGAAAAUGUCAAUCUGUAUUAUAAUGUCUCCCUUAACUGUUGAAUCAGAAGUUUAAUUUCAGUGUUGUAUGGCUUCACUGAGUUCAGCAGUAGCUCUCAAACCAUCUCUUUCAUGCCAGUGGCAUUUUUCCGCUUCAGGCAGACCUAAAAUUUAUUAGCCCUGUUCCACAGUGUCAUCUAACAUUACCGUUGGAGGAGACGGUCCUGGAAGAUCCUACAGAAAACCUCUGAUAAACAGCUGUGCAUUGCUGAUGUUCUUUAACAACUAACAUUAGCUACAGCCUACCUGUAGCUAACAUGAGCACUUGCUGCAGCAGACCUCUGCCACACCAGCAUAACAUUGGUUAAAAGUGAGCUUUAACGUAGCUCAGUUCUGUGAGUAAAGACACCAGUAGAAACACACAGCAGAUUGAGAGCUCAAGCUGAACUCGGGAAGCCACUGCAGUAACCACACAGCCAUGCUCGGCAGAUAGAAGCCUCGGUGUGAACAGUGGCUUGAGAAGAGGGCUGUCCUCUCCUCAUGGAUCUCAACCAGAGUAUGCAAAUCACACUCUCCUAUGUUCAAAUUAUCAUUUUGUGCAACAAACAGUCAUAAAACAAACAAUCAGUCGACAAUUUAGGGAUCCAAAUUUUAAGCAGUUUCUUAAUCGAUAGUUAGCCACGUUAAUAAUCAAUUAUUGGUUAAUGAUGAACUAUUUAUGAUA
Monopterus albus (swamp eel) is the source of this 3433-nucleotide messenger RNA. RefSeq names its product tetraspanin 5a (gene tspan5a). The transcript is spliced from 11 exons. The record is from RefSeq and is a predicted model, not a curated record. Lineage: Eukaryota; Metazoa; Chordata; Actinopteri; Synbranchiformes; Synbranchidae. Bases 286 to 1170 code for a protein of 294 amino acids. Gene Ontology annotation, cellular component: plasma membrane.